GACGCAUGCGCACGGCCGACGGAGGCGCGCGGGCCGCAGCUCCCCCUCGGGCUCGCAGGGCAGACGGUGGAAGCGUUAAAUCCUAACCCCUAAAGAUGAUGGUGUUAGUCGGUGGAGCCCUUGGGAGGCCUCAUGAGUGGGAUGAAUGCUCUCGUAAAAGAGGCUCCAGAGAGAUCCCCAGUCCCCUUCACCUUGUGAGGACACAGCAGGAAGGUGCCAGCUCUGAACCACCAGGAAGAGUGUCCUCGCCAGAUUGUGACCUGCUGGCUCCCUGAUCUCAGACUUCCAGCCUCCAGAACUGUGAGAACCGAUGGGAUCAGAACGCAUGGAGAUGCGAAAGCGGCAGGUGUGCGCCGCCCAAGGGCCCGCAGCCUCCGCCCCAGGCCAGCACGGAGUGGGGAACCGGGGGUCCAACGCUUGCUGCUUCUGCUGGUGCUGCUGUUGUAGCUGUUCUUGUCUCACUGUUAGAAACCAAGAGGAACAGACACUCAGGACUGCUUCCUAUGAGCUCAGAACAGAAGACCUUCCCACCUGUGAAGAAAGCCCGGGUCCCACCCUGGAGGAGGCCAGCGCCUGGGCCCAGUCCUUCGACAAGCUCAUGCUCACGCCCGCGGGAAGGAACGCUUUCCGGGAAUUUCUCCGAACGGAGUUCAGUGAAGAAAACAUGCUCUUCUGGAUGGCGUGUGAGGAACUGAAGAAAGAAGCUAAUAAAACCAUGAUCGAAGAGAAAGCAAGAAUAAUAUAUGAAGACUACGUUUCUAUUCUUUCUCCUAAAGAGAGACGGUGCAGAGACGGUCCAGCCGAGGUUCCUCACGUGGCAGAGAAGGCGUGUGGGUCCCUGUCCUGUUCUCGGCUGUCUGGCUCCCGCGGGCUGCUCUGGUCUGGGAUGCGCUUCGUCCAGGACGAGCAGACAUCGGAGUGCAAGGAGCCAGCAUCUCCUGGGACGUCGUGGACUCCCCACACUUUGAAUUCAUUCUCAUUAAGCCCUGACCAGCUACCACCUUCAUCACCCCUACUUUAUGGAGCAGGUUGUUUGGGGGUAAACCCGCACCCCGCGGCAUGUGGGAUCUUAGUUCCCCGACCAAGGCUCGAACCCACGCCCCCUGCACUGGGAGCUCGGAGUCUUAACCACUGGACCGCCGGGUAGGUCCCUAGGGAGCAAUUCUUCAGGGCACAGUUCACUUUGCCUGAGGUCCCACAGCCAAACAGCGACAGAGCCGGGAGUUAAGCCCAAGCCCGUGGCAUUGACCCUUUCACGGUGCUUCGGGUCACUUCUGCCUGACCCCAGCCUGGAGCUCCAGGUUUUCGUCCUAGUGUUCUUAGGCAGUUCGCCAGCGGUAAGUCAAUGUGCGCUCCCUUUCUUCCUUGUGGCCAGAGUCCCGUCAUUUUAAAGUAGAGUGGCGUUGUGGUUUUCUAAAGCAGUGCGACCCCCACCGGCAUCACCGAGAGAACUCAUGAGGAAUACAAACUGUCAGCCGCCCCCAGAUCCACUGGGUCAGAAGCUCUGGGGGGCCCCCCCGCACUCUUUUGUAACGAGCCUUCCAGGGGCUUCUGACGCCUCUGAAGUUUGGGACCACUGUUGUGUUCAGUUCCUCUUUCAACAGCUUAGGUUUGGGGAUGACCUUGUUGGGUCUGGGAUUUUUAAAGAACCAAACAAGGUAUGGGAGUUGGGGUGUAUGUCCAAAGAGGCCCUUGUCUGACACAGCCCCAUGUGUCC
Messenger RNA from Mesoplodon densirostris (Blainville's beaked whale), 1717 nucleotides. RefSeq names its product regulator of G protein signaling 20 (gene RGS20). NCBI's taxonomy places the organism in Eukaryota, Metazoa, Chordata, Mammalia, Artiodactyla, Ziphiidae. The transcript has 6 exons. The record is from RefSeq and is a predicted model, not a curated record. Bases 311 to 1147 code for a protein of 278 amino acids.